AUGUUUCCAAAAGCGGGAUUUGCAACUGUCAAAGGGGACGAUGCAUUUGACGAAGAGGACAACAUUCCUUUAAAUGUCCCUACGGAAAAUCCUAGUUUAGAGAUGCAGGGAAUAAUCCAGGAAUUUACAAACAACAAGGACAGACAGGACUCCACUCAAGCCGAAGAGGAAGAAGAUGAAGGCCAAGACAUUUUGUGUUUAUCUAUAAAUAAUAUGAGUGAAGUAUGUGAAAAAUUAAGAGACAUUCAGAAUAUUUUGGUGAUUCAAAACAAAGACGAACUAGCGGUUGUUAUUGCCCAUACUUUGAUGAAAUUUGAAAGCAGUUACAAUGGAUUCCUUCCACAGGGAGACCGCGGCAGAAGACGUAGCAAAUUCGUCUUGUACAAGCGACCGGCUGCCACGGGCGUCAAGAAAUCCAGGCACUAUGUCGUCAAAACACCUCAUUCGUCCCAAGCGAUAUUGGACACGAUGCAACACUCAAUAUCGUACACGCUCAGUAGGAAUCACGCAGUAAUCGUCGAGUACACUAAUGAUGAGGAGACUGAUAUGUUUCAGAUUGGUCGAUCGUCGGAAUCGCCAAUAGACUUUGUAGUAAUGGACACAAUACCCGGAGACAAAAACGGAGAGGUCAAAGUGAACCAAAGCACCAUAUCCAGAUUUGCCUGUCGAAUAUUGUGCGGUGAAAGAAACAACCCAAAGUGGGCUUUUGAUUACCAUUGCCUUUAUCUUAAUUAUUGUAUCGUGUGUACCGGUUUGCGACAAUCCAAUUUUUUCUUUCUCCGAACUGGAGUAGAUAUGUGUGUUCAAUUUCUUUUUAUGGUGCAGGAAAAAGCGUGUAAAUGGCAGGAGAACGGCCGAGAAAUCGACGGCCAGACGACGAACGGGGUGUUAAUAAUGCACCCGAGCGGCGGUUUCUGUGGGGGAGAGGCCAAGUGCGGAGUGUGGCUGGAAACGUCGGUGGGGGGUGGCAUUUUCACCAAGCGAGAAUCCAGAUCGGCUCAACAAAGGGGACAAAUGGUCGAAGAUGUAACAAAUGUAUUACAGGAUGGUACUUUAAUAGAUCUAUGUGGGGCAACACUCUUAUGGAGAUCUGCUGAAGGUUUAGAAAAAACACCUAGCAAACACGAUUUAGAAAAAGUAAUAGACGAAAUAAACGCGGGCAGACCGCAAUGUCCGGUGGGACUGAAUACCCUCGUCAUACCAAGAAGGGUGUCGCCCAACGAGAACCAGCAACAACCGUACGUUUACCUAAACUGCGGACACGUGCAGGGAUUGCACGAUUGGGGCCAAGAUAAGGAUUCGGGCGCGAGAAAGUGCCCUAUAUGUUUAGAGCAGGGACCAGUUGUUAAAGUUUGUAUGGGAUUGGAACCGGCAUUCUAUGUAGACUCAGGAUUACCAACUUUUGCUUUCAACCCUUGUGGCCACAUGGCUACAGAGAAAACAGUAAAAUACUGGGCUAAUGUCGUAAUUCCUCAUGGCACAAACGGAUUCCAGUCAGUUUGUCCGUUUUGUGCUUGUCCACUUUCAGGAUCCCCUGGAUAUAUCAGACUAAUAUUUCAGGAUAACGUCGAUUAAUUUCGAUACACGUAUUUUUAAGUUUAGGGAACUUUUUUGUUAUAAAUACGUUCUUAAUUAUGAAAUAUCUACUGGCUGAAUACAUUAUUCGCAAAUACGUUCUUUUUUAAACGU
Molecule: messenger RNA, 1689 nt
Organism: Sitophilus oryzae (rice weevil)
Lineage: Eukaryota; Metazoa; Arthropoda; Insecta; Coleoptera; Curculionidae
Product: protein pellino-like
Exons: 9
Coding region: 1-1575 (524 amino acids)
Biological process (GO): regulation of Toll signaling pathway; protein polyubiquitination
Molecular function (GO): ubiquitin protein ligase activity; protein binding
Source: RefSeq, a predicted model, not a curated record